Molecule: messenger RNA, 1815 nt
Organism: Pygocentrus nattereri (red-bellied piranha)
Lineage: Eukaryota; Metazoa; Chordata; Actinopteri; Characiformes; Serrasalmidae
Product: nuclear body protein SP140-like protein
Exons: 11
Coding region: 21-1502 (493 amino acids)
Biological process (GO): regulation of transcription by RNA polymerase II
Cellular component (GO): nucleus
Molecular function (GO): DNA binding; protein binding; DNA-binding transcription factor activity, RNA polymerase II-specific
Source: RefSeq, a predicted model, not a curated record
GAAGAAGAGUGAUCAUCCAAAUGGAUCUGUUAGACUUUCUAACGAAGGAGGAACUCAUUCGCUUCUUUCACUGCAAGAAGACGGAGAUGUCCUGCAUGGCGGAGCCAAACAUAUUCCUGCACCAGCUGAGAGACCAUAAUCUGGUACCAGAGAAGCUGUACAAGAAGGUGGUAAAGAUGAGGUGUAAGGAGAAGAGGAAAGACGGUGUUUAUCAGAUCUUGGACUGGCUGGAGAAGGAGAGAAGUGACUCUGUGCACCUCUUCUGGACGUGUGUAUUCAAAGACCACAUCCUGCAGAAGUAUCCAGUCCUACGCCUGUUCAGGAAUAACCUCAUAGAUGGCUCCUUCAGGGUCUAUGAGAAUCUCCCUGCCCCAGUGGAUCAGACAGAGAGAGAGAACAAGCCAGUCCAAAUUAAGAAAUCUACAGCAAAGGAGAAGAAAAGAGAAAGAAAGAGAAAGAAAAGGCAUGAGGAGAUGGAGGAGGACAAGCAGCCAGGCCCAUCCUGUCCCUCCAUCCCCAAAAAGAAGAAACCAGCCAAGAAGCUCAUGUUCUUUUCAGAGUCCACUGCUGAAAUGAAGCGUUCAGGCGAAGAAGUUCAGGAUGAGCAGAAGAAAGAGGGAGAGGAGGAGGGCAGAGAAGAAGAAGAAGACAACACAGGGCCAGUGCAUCCAUCUGUGUUUCAAGCUCCUUCUUUACCGGUCAGCUGUGGUUCUGUCAAUGGAGUUUUAUAUAAAUGCAGAUUUGCCUCAGGGUCACGCAGUAAAAGCAUCCGCACAGAGGAGCGCUGGUUCACUCCAGAAGAGUUUGUAAGACAGGAAUUAACUCUGAUAGACGGGCACUGGAAGAAAGAUAUUCGCUGUCACAGCAAAACAUUAAACUACCUGUCGAAGAAGCAGAUCCUGAUCGUACAUUCCCUGCUGUGUAGUUGUAAUCUAUGCAGUCCUAUGGAGCAGGAUCUGCUUGAUGAGAAAAAUGAUGAUGAGUGCUUCAUCUGUGACUCUGACCUGGGUGAUUUGCUAUGCUGUGAUGAAUGUCCAAGAGCUUUCCAUCAUCAGUGCCAUUUACCGGCUGUGCAGGACGAUUCACUGGGAGAAAAGUGGAUGUGCACUUUCUGUGUGUUGAAGACCAAACAGAGAUGCCGGCAGCCCAGACAGAUGACCGAAAAAGAAGCUCUGGACAGUUCCAUUUCUCAGUAUAUACUGCAUUGCGAGUAUUUGCUGCUGUAUAUGUAUAAAGAGGAUAUAGACUGGGUGUUCAUUGAAGACCCCACUAAAACAGUCUCAGGCUACAGCAGAGUGAUCACUGACCCCAUGUGGGUGGACAGAGUGACGACAAAGCUGCAGAACAAACAGUAUAAAACAUUGGGCCAGUUUGUGUCUGACGUCCGGCUCAUCUUUCACAAUUGCCACAUCUUUAAUAAGGGCAACAAGUUUGACAAGUUGGGAUCCAGGCUGAGUGAGGUGUUUGAGAGAGAGUUCAAAACCAUCUUUAACAUCGAGUAGCAUCUCUCCUCACUCAGGAACCUGUUUGUUUUUUUUGUGGAAUGUGGAUACAUUGCAACUCAAAUUUCCCUCCUGUUGUUUGGGAACAGGCCUGGUUGGUUUCAUCACAUGUUAAGAAAUGAGGUUUAUUUGAACAAUAUGCAUCAACUGUCAUGUUAGAUUUUUUUUAUUGUCUUUUGACUUAAAAUUUCCUAUUUAGUUAUCACACUGAUAAACUAACCUUUAAAUAUUUUGAUUCACUGUGUUCUCCCCGUGUCUGCGUGGGUUUCCUCCGGGUUCUCCAGUUUCAUCCCGCAGUCAAAAGACAUGCAGU